Molecule: messenger RNA, 768 nt
Organism: Acanthochromis polyacanthus (spiny chromis)
Lineage: Eukaryota; Metazoa; Chordata; Actinopteri; Pomacentridae
Gene: tsr2
Product: TSR2 ribosome maturation factor
Exons: 6
Coding region: 214-663 (149 amino acids)
Biological process (GO): maturation of SSU-rRNA from tricistronic rRNA transcript (SSU-rRNA, 5.8S rRNA, LSU-rRNA)
Cellular component (GO): nucleus
Source: RefSeq, a predicted model, not a curated record
UCUCAUUCUGUCUGUCGGAUCCAACAUGGCGGCCUCCGCGGCUUCACGUGAGCUGUUCACAGAGGGAGUCCGCGCGGUUCUUCACACCUGGCCGGUUCUCCAGGGCCGGAUUGGACCCUCUGGAAGACCACUUUUGGACCACGGGCCUCAUGUUGGACCCUCUGCUGUAGAGUCUCCAUCUCCUCCAUCCUAUCACCAUAGAGGAACAUUUCCAUGAUCGCCGUGGACAACGGUUUUGGAGGCGUGUACGGCCAGCAGAAAGCUGAUUGGAUGGUGGACGUGGUUCAGCAGUAUUUCCAUGACAACGCCGACCUGCAGCCCUCUGAGGUGGAAGAUUACCUGUCUGACCUGAUGGACCAGGAGUUUGAUACGGUGGUGGAGGACGGGAGUUUACCUCAGGUAUCUGUCCGUCUGCUGCAGCUGUUCUCUCAGUGGCAGCAGGGAGCGCUGCAGCAGCUCAAACACACCAUCAAUACUCUGACACAGAACCAGAACCACAGAGCAAAAGUCACAGCUCCGCCCACCCAGGAAGAGAGCAGCGACGACGAAGCACAGGUGAUGGAGGUGGACUCAUCAGGUCCUUUGGUCAGCAGGUCUCAGCCUCGUCUUCCUCAGGAUGAAGAAGAAGAGGACGGCUGGACACUGGUGAGGAAGAAGAAGUGAAAAAGAAGAGCAGAGCUACAGGAAGAGACUUUAAUGAACGUUCUGAUGUUUGUGUCUGAAGGAGGAGCAGGAGGACUGGUUUUAUAUUAAACAUGUUUAAUAAAC